AGUAUCUUCAUUGGCAAGUGGCUCAGCGGCAAUCCGACAUUGAGGCUAACCUUGCGAUAUUGAAACUGUAUCAAUUUUAUCCCAACCGGUUCAAAGUUGAUGUAGCCAGGUUAAUUUUGCUAAAAGCCAUUUGCAACAUUCCAAUGGCCGACUUUACACUAUGCAAGUAUUUGAUACACAUUGACCGACUCGAGACUGAGCCUUUGUCUCUCGUGGUUAAGCUAGGUGUGCUUCUUGAGAACUGCCAAUUCCAUGAGUUUUGGUUGAGACUACAAGAAUCUCCCGAGUUAAUCGCGAAUAUCCCUGAUUUCCAAGAAUCAAUUCAAAAAUGUAAGGUUACUUCAUACAUUUUAUUACUUGUUGCUGUGACUCAGGCUUGGUUUUCUAAUUUUAGUCGUAGCAUACUUGGCAUAACCUACCAACGUAUCCCGAGGCCACUCUUAGCUUCAUUUCUCAAUGUCUCGGAAGAAAGUCCUCGUUUACAAACAAUAUUGGCCGAAAAUAAAUGGACAGAAACUGAACCCGAUAAAUUGGCCGCAGGGGGUGCAGAUUCACUGGCUGCUCAAGCUUCUUCAUGGGUUAUUGUGAAUCCCGCGCAAACGGAUUUUGUCCGUCCGACAAGCAUCAAAGAGAAAGUCACUUUCGAUGCAAUCACUUCCAUUUCAACUGCCUUUCGGCCUGCUCGGACGGAUUUUUUCAUAAAAUGUGUAAAAUAA
Molecule: messenger RNA, 716 nt
Organism: Protopolystoma xenopodis
Lineage: Eukaryota; Metazoa; Platyhelminthes; Monogenea; Polystomatidea; Polystomatidae
Source: the annotation of a GenBank genome assembly